GAACAGAUUAACCCACCAUGACUCUCUCCAACAUCCUCUGCAUCAAAGACCUCGAAGAGGCGGCAGCCCCCGUCUUGAGCAAGACUGUCCGCGAAUACUUCAACGAAGGAUCCGAAUCCGGUCUCGCGCUGCAAGGCAACAUCUCCGCCUUCGACCGGUACAAGAUCCGCCCGCGCAUUCUGCGCGAUGUAUCCCAGAUCCAAUCCCAAAAGCCGCUUCUGGGCUCGUCGUCGCCAUUCCCGCUCGUCGUUGCGCCUUCAGGAAUGCAGUGUCUCGCGCAUCCGGACGGCGAGAAAGCAACGGCCCGUGCCGCAGCAAAGGCCGGCAUCCCCAUGGGUGUGUCGACAUAUGCUACGACUUCGCUAGAGGAUGUGAAGAGGGCGGGUGAUGAGGUUGGGCCUGGGAAUACGUAUAUGCUGCAGCUUUAUAUCUUCAAGAACCGGGCUGCGACGGAGAAUCUGGUGAAGCGGGCGGAGAGGGAAGGGUAUAAAGCUGUGAUGCUGACAGUGGACACGCCCAGGCUGGGGAACCGGUAUAAUAUGAGUCGCAAUGGGUUUGGGCUGCCGAGUCAUCUGUCGCUGCCGAAUUUUGGGGAGACCAAGGUUGGGCCGAUGGUGCAGCAUGUUCUUAAGAAUGGAGAGGUUGUGGAGGAGCCGAAUGAGGCUGAUGAUGCGCUUACGUGGGAAGAGUCGUUAUUGUGGCUGCGGUCGAUUACGAAGAUGGAGAUCUGGUUGAAGGGGGUCAGUACAGCGGAGGAUGUCGAGAUUGCAGCUUCGUCUCCAGCCAACGUCACCGGGAUCAUUGUUUCAAAUCACGGCGGACGACAGCUUGAGUCUGCACUGCCGACACUAGAUUCAUUACCGGAGUGUGUUGAAGCUGCGCGGAAGAGCAAGAACAUGCAGGUCUGGGUGGAUGGCGGCAUUCGCAAGGGGAGCGACAUCUUCAAGGCCGUAGCCUUGGGAGCAGACGGCGUCAUGAUCGGCAGGAUUCCUCUCUGGGGUCUGGCGGUUGCAGGAGAGCAGGGAGUGGCCAGGGGAUUGGAGAUUCUUCAGUCUGAGUUUAUACACACCAUGGCCCUGGCUGGAUGCAGGACACUGGCUGAUAUCACGCCAACCAGCCUGGCGAAGCUGGACAGGGGUGGAUUUUACGCACGAUUGUAGAUAAUAGAAGUAAUACGUCAUUUUAUAUAUAGAAUUAUUUUGGUUCACCC
Messenger RNA from Aspergillus versicolor CBS 583.65, 1210 nucleotides. RefSeq names its product alpha-hydroxy acid oxidase. NCBI's taxonomy places the organism in Eukaryota, Fungi, Ascomycota, Eurotiomycetes, Eurotiales, Aspergillaceae. The coding region runs from base 18 to 1160 and encodes 380 amino acids. Gene Ontology annotation, molecular function: oxidoreductase activity; FMN binding. The record is from RefSeq and is a predicted model, not a curated record. The transcript is spliced from 3 exons.